AUGUCAAGAAUGAAUUACUGCUGCGUCUUGACCAUCACACUUAUCUUUAUUAUACGUUCAAAUAUCGGUGUUUGUUCCACGAAGCAUAAGUAUUCAAUUGGUCGUAUACCAGAUGCAAAACAUCCGUUUAGACCACCUGGUGCAACUGAUGUACGUGGCCCUUGUCCUGGGUUAAAUACUGCUGCCAAUCAUGGUUAUAUUAAUCGAAGUGGUAUUGUAGGAAUAGAUGAAGUAGUAAAGGGGCUAACAACCAUGUACAAUAUUGGUGAAGAUCUUGCUGUUAUACUUGCUGUAACAAAUACGUUUUUUCUUGGUAAUCCUGAAACUGGUAAAUUUUCAAUUGGUCAUAGUUCAGAUGAAACUGGUGCUUUCAUGGGUAUUAUCCCCGGUGGCCUAAAUGAGCAUAAUACAUUAGAACUUGAUGCAUCAUUAACACGUAAUGAUUAUGAUUUAGCUAAUGGUGAUAACUGGAGCUUUAAUGGUACACUGUAUGGUAUGAUGCAUGAAGUAGCUAAGGAAACUUCAAAUGGUCUUUAUACUAUUGAAGCAAUCGCCGCUUAUCGUCGUAAACGAUAUCAGCAAUCGCGUCGGGAUAAUAAAAAAUUUUUUUUUGACGUAAGAGCACUUCAUUCAUAUGGUGCAGCAACCUUUCUUUACGAAGUAUUUCCAAGUGCUGUAGAUAAAAUACCAUCAGAAGAGGUUAUUUCGUCUUUCUUUGGUGCUCAACGAUUAUGGGAUCAUUCGGGAUGGAUGCAUAAACCUGAACGUAUACCAUACAACUGGUACAGACGCCUCGAACCUUAUACAUUGGAUGAUAUAAUUCAACAAGCUGUAGCUAUGUAUAGGAUACGUCCAGUAGAAUUCGGAUGGAAUAUUGCUAGCAGCGGUCAGUUUUUCCCUUCUCCUGGAUUCUUAUCCAGCGAUGAAUUAGACGGGGACACUGCAUUUUGUUUGCUUGCAGAAUCAGUCAUCGCACUUGCACCAACGAACAUUACGGCGGCCCAAAACAUUUAUAUUAAAACACACUAUCCCUUAGUAUACCAAGGAUUAGCAAAAUAUUCAUGUCUCCAACAAUUGGCAUCAACAUGA
Messenger RNA from Didymodactylos carnosus, 1089 nucleotides. NCBI's taxonomy places the organism in Eukaryota, Metazoa, Rotifera, Eurotatoria, Philodinida, Philodinidae. The record is from the annotation of a GenBank genome assembly.